This is a messenger RNA of Amyelois transitella, 1776 nucleotides long. RefSeq names its product leucine-rich repeat-containing G-protein coupled receptor 5. Gene Ontology annotation, cellular component: extracellular matrix. Lineage: Eukaryota; Metazoa; Arthropoda; Insecta; Lepidoptera; Pyralidae. The record is from RefSeq and is a predicted model, not a curated record. The transcript is spliced from 3 exons. Gene Ontology annotation, molecular function: protein binding. The coding region runs from base 201 to 1670 and encodes 489 amino acids.
AAAAGAAACCCAUUUUACGAGCGGCCCGCCUAUCUUUCUAUCGAUGAACUGAGCACAAAUAAAAUAGCAGUUUGGAACGAAGUCGUAGAAAACAGUGACGUAGCCGUAUUAAUUACAAUAAAUACAGUGGAUAUACGUGUGAUAUUAUGAAUGUGCUUACAUAGUACAUGUGAUAACAUGUGCAGCUGAUAAAAAAAGUAAUGGAUAUUGAUGCAGGGACCCUAGCACUAUGGCUUUGGCUUCUGCCGAUGAUAAUCAAAGCAGGCGUUAUAAGAAACGCAGAAGAAGACAGGUGCUAUUCAUAUUAUUACGGUACAGUCCUCAAGGCGGAUUGUUCCGACCUCAAACUGACUGAAUUACCCGAUACUAUAAGUUAUGAUACUCAGUUACUCGAUCUAUCAAAUAAUAACUUCAUGACAUUUCCCGAGGGUCUUCAGAAUUUUCGUCGCCUUCGAAAUUUGGAUUUUGCCGGAAAUGGACUAAGCGCUUCUCUACCCAAUUAUAUGGGGAGCUGGACCGAAAUAAACACGCUCAAUCUUUCUAAUAAUAUUUACAAUUCUUGGAUAAGCACUGGCCAGAGAUAUAACAUAAGGAGGCUAGAUUUAUCUAAAAAUUCCAUCAGCGCCAUCGAUGAUACCGCUUUCAAUGAUAUGCCCUUUCUCUAUUAUCUUGAUCUCUCUGAUAAUAGAAUCCAAGAUCUGCCUCCCGAUAUAUUCUUUGCUACGAAUCUAGAAACUAUCAUUUUGACAAGAAAUACUUUUUCUGCUGUUCCCAAAUUCACAUCCUCCACUUUGACCAAUCUCGUUUUGAGUAACUGUCAAAUACCGUACUUUCCUGCAGAUUCUUUGACAGAAAUGAACUCAAUACUUGAAAUCGAUCUAUCAAUGAAUAUAAUCGAAAUUAUUCCAGAUAAUUUAAAUUCAAAUACGCUGCAAAAUUUAGACUUAAGUUAUAAUGACAUAUCUUCUAUAAAUGUUCAUUCUUUUUCAUCACUACCGCACUUGGCGGUAUUGGAUUUGAGAGGGAAUCAGUUUACCGACGUGUGGUCUACCUCGUAUUUUUCUUCAAACCCGUUUUUGAGGGAAGUAUAUUUGAAAGGUAAUCGGUGGAGCUGUGAGGGGUUCAGCGUGAACCUUUUCCUUACAUACGAGUAUUUUACGAAGGAACCAGCGAAGGUAUCGGACGUGUCGUCGUUGAUGUGCUACUCGCCUGAGAACGUGACGCAUCUGAGUUGGCAGGAGGCCUACAUUAGAACCUGGCAUCCGAAUCAGGCGUCAAAUAUGUCCUUCACCCCAGUUUCGAUUAUGAUCGGCCUUGUGAUUGGUGUUUUGCUUACAUCUAUCGUUUGUAGAUGUUUAGCAAAAAAUGAUUCCACAGAGCCUGUUGCCCGGCCUAUACUACCAGUAGCAACAGCGUUAAAUGAUCAACCUGUGGUCGAACCAACGGUCAUAAGAAUACCUCUGCGAGAAGAUCUUCCUCCGAGUUAUGAUGAAGCAUUGCUUAUGCCACGACUUAAUUCGUCGUUCCACUCCUUACCUGAUUUCAUUGAUAUCGAAGAAACUGACCGACGAUACAGAAGGUCUAGGUCAAUAGGAGACUUAGUAGACCAAAGACCAAGAACAAGAGACAGACGCUCUGUACGACGAACGGUUGAAAUUCAUGUUAAUUAAUAAGUGCUUACACAGGAUAGACGUUUUAAUAUUUAUUGUUUAUCUUUAUUGUGAUUUAUGAAUAACUUCGAUUAUUUAAGUGAUUUUUUAAAGUGAAUGAACCAUU